AUGUCCGAGAACACAGGCCAGGCGGCCCGAGAGCCCACGAAAGCAAAAUCCCGCAAGACCGAUCCGAAUGCUCCGAUCCGGAAGCGACGAAAGAGAACGGUGGUAAGCGGUGCCCCAGAUGACUGCUUCACCUGCUCAAAACGAGGCGCCCGAUGCGACCGACGCCGACCCUAUUGUUCCCAGUGCCUCGAGCUUGGCCGCGAAUGCUCCGGAUACAAAACUACGUUGACAUGGGGAGUCGGAGUCGCAAGUCGAGGGAAGCUUCGGGGUCAGAAACUACCCGUGAUGGAAUCAAAGGAGGAUGCUAGAGCGAGCACCGCAAAGGAACAAGAACCGCUACCUUCCAAUAGUCAGAGCCAGCCGCCGUCGCAAUCAUUACCGGCCAACCCAUCCUCCGCACCGGCCCCGACGCAGCUACCUCUAUCCGAGACACCAACCCCGCUCAUCGAUGUUGGAGGCUUGAAAGCAGUUGAAUCAGAUACCCAGCGCGCAUCAGAGAUGCCAAACUCGUCAAAUAUGUCGAAUAUGCAGAAUAUGCCUGAUAUGUCGCGGACCAUGGCCUGGACGAUGGAUAUGCCAGAUCCGCACUCAUGGACCAACAUGACAACUGCGCCGCCGCAAAUAUCAGGACUACCGCUACCUAGUCGACCAAUGGUUUCUAAUUCUCAUCGACUGAGUCCAAGUAUAUCGGAAGCUUCCAUGCACUAUGCCCCUACACUAAGCCCCGGGGCCUCUUUUACCACACCUGCUUGGCCCGUUGCGAGGAACUGGGCCGUCAACAAUGCCACGCCACCCUCACAAGAUGCAGAUGAGGAGCUGGAAAGAUACGAGCGCGACCAAUUUGUGUGGAAUGCCGGUCAUUCGCCCUCAUACUCUCAAUUACUUUUGGCGCGGUCUAUAGGUCGUACCCCUCGCCUUCGGUAUCUAAUCAGCUACUAUACCGAGGUCAUCGCUCCCAUGAUUGUUGCCUUUGACACACCCACGAAUCCAUUCAAAACCCAUAUUCUUCGCCUGGCUCUGGGAAGUGAGGCUCUCCAAGAGGCUAUUGCGACCUUGGCAACCAGUAACCUCCGCCAGCGCCGGGAGAAAAACCAUCACUCCACAGAGAGAACUCUGCCAGCGCGUAUGUCAGGACUGGCCCACCGCGCUCUCACAGAUGAACUGUUUCAAGAUACAUAUGGUAUCUCAAUGUCAGAGGGUUAUGCGCGAGAGGAGAACUACCAUCGUGGAAUGGCAGUGAAGGCAUUGAAUGCCGACCUUGCCGAUCCACGCCGCAGGCUAUCAGACUCGGUGCUAGCAACAUUGCUUAUUCUCUGUCUGUUUCACGGCUGUGAUACCGGUGUUGCUGAAUUCCGGACUCAGUUCGCCGGUGUGACAAGGUUACUUGCGAUUCGCAUGCGACAUUCUCGUGUCGUGACGGACGACCUCAAAUGGUUUAUUCGCAUGUUCUCAUGGUUUGAUACCCUCACCGCCACCACCAACGACCGAGAUGUCCAGCUUCGCGGUAAAUGCUUGGAGAUCAGCUCUACGACCGAUGGGGAGUGGGGUUUAGAAAAUCUGGCAGGCUGUGACGGCCGACUGUUCAAGCUCAUCUCCCAGCUUGGCCGACUGAAUCUCCUUAGCCAGGAUCAAGAGCCUAAUCUCGCUCAACCGGCCGACAUGAAUGUCCCCACUACAUCUCUCCCACCUAAUAUGCUCUUCCCUGGCUGGGAUACGGUUGUUCCUACUGCCACCGCCGCCAACACUAUCCCAGGAUCAAUGGUGGGGGGGGCCCGACUUCGGAUUCUCCAUGCCAACCCCGCCACAAACUCCUCCUCGGGGUCAUUCUAUGUGGCCAAUGAAAACCUUCAGGAUGUAUACCAAAUAUCUGAGUGUUUCCGCCAUGCGGCGCUUCUCUACUGUGAACGCCUAGCGGAGCCCAGUCUUCCAUCCAGUCAUCCGCGCAUCCAGCAUCUCGUCUAUCUUGCAAUGCACUGUCUCUGUGCCGUCCAGUCCGAUGUAUACCUUCUCUGGCCUCUAUUCAUCGUUGGGUCAGAGUGUAUCCAAGAAGAUCAUCGCGAUGCAAUCCGCCGCCGCUGCAAAGACAUAUCUAAAGACUCGGGAUUUGUGAAUAAUAUUUCUUGCCUGGAACUGCUGGAACGGAUCUGGGCGGAUCACUCUGAGGAGUCAUCCUUCCCAGUCUAUCCCUCUGGGCUGGGCCCCCCCCCGACGCUAAAUGCUGGUGGACCUCCUAGCUCUCAAGCUUUCCGCUGGUCUCGCGUUAUGCAGGCCAAACGAGGCGGCGGAGAGUACAUGGUGGCAUAA
This is a messenger RNA of Penicillium waksmanii, 2304 nucleotides long. RefSeq lists its product as uncharacterized. Gene Ontology annotation, cellular component: nucleus. Gene Ontology annotation, molecular function: transcription cis-regulatory region binding; DNA-binding transcription factor activity, RNA polymerase II-specific; zinc ion binding. The coding region runs from base 1 to 2304 and encodes 767 amino acids. Gene Ontology annotation, biological process: positive regulation of transcription by RNA polymerase II. Lineage: Eukaryota; Fungi; Ascomycota; Eurotiomycetes; Eurotiales; Aspergillaceae. The record is from RefSeq and is a predicted model, not a curated record. The transcript has 2 exons.